UAGCUUGUACCAGCUACAUAAAUCCCUUCCCAAAUGCACUCUUAACCUUUCCAGUUUAUUGCUUAGACAACGGCUUGUGCCUACAACAGCCACACCCAUCGUAGUCGUAACUAUUUGUUUUGACAGGAAGGAAGUUUGACAGGAGCAUGCGCAGACAUGAGUUUCCUCUCAGGAAGCUUACAAGCCUUCCUCCCACGCAUGCGCAGUGGGUACAGGUCAGCAGCCAUUGUUAUCAGUUGUAAACAAUGACAAGCAGUUUUUAAUCGUAACCAUCCUGCCUCUCCGGGCGUGUUACUCGAGUUGAAAUUAGCGUAGCCGUGCUUCACAGUGAGAAUGCCACCUGUGAGACGUAAAAAGACACCCAGGUCAUCUAGGAAGUCAGCAACCCCGGGGCGAUCGGGUAACGCAGAAUCUCAUGUCGAUCUCCAGAUUGCUGAUACAGGGGAAAUUCUUCACGCGGAGAAUGUAAGAAUACCAGGGGCUUCCACAACAUUCCAGUCUUCAGUCCCAAGUCGUGCGACAGAGAGGCCGGUUACAGUAAGAAGCAAUGACAGAAGAGAUCAACGUCCAUACCAGACAUUCCCUAGGAACUGGUCACUGCCCCAUAUCUGCAGCUAUAUCAAAAACAUACUCAACAUCACAGCUCCAUCAGGCCUGACCCGACAACAAUACCAGCAGUUUUAUACUGACAAUUUUCACCUUCUGCACAACCAGCCCUCCGGGAGUGACAACAUCCCUGAUAAUGACAGAAACUCUCAAGAGCUUCCUCCGGACAUCCCCCCACAGUCCAGUGUUAACCUUUCAGACAUUAUGAUCGCAUUUCAGUCACUGAAACAGACAGUGGAAAACCUACAAACGCAUGUGCAACGUCAGCAGAUCACACAACUGUCACAACCUCCACCACCACAACAACCCCCACAGCAGCCACAACCAAAUUUCUCAGUGCCUGAACAUUUCAUCAUGGACCCACCAUCCGGCCCUCACCAUGGUUAUGGCUUAUACACGGCCAGAUUUGCCAAAGACGACCCCUUCGCAGAGGAGCCCGAAGGUAACUUCCCAGCUUUGCCACAACAAAUCUUGGAUGGUACUACACCUGAGGUGGAAGUGGUCUCAACUACACUCCGGCGCCAAAUAUGUGAAGAUGGACAGAUUCAAGAAGCUAGCUCCCAAGGCAGACAGUGUGCCUACCCCAUGUCUUCCAAUCACAGCAAUCAACAUUCCACCUGCUCAGAUCUCAACAAACUCUGGUCACAAGCACUCUCCACGAAAACGCAGGCGGUUUAUAAAUCAGGACUUCAUAAUUUCCUGAACUUCAUGGCCAUGUGUAGUGUACGCUGGUGGCCUGCUGCUUUGCCUCCUAUCACAGAACAAACCCUCUUGUGUUUUGUAGCACACUGCUUCUACAAACUACAGUAUAAGUGUACAACAAUCAGGAGCUAUCUCGCUGCUGUGAGGUUUGCUUAUCUAAGACAUGGAAUUGAGAAUCCAUGGUCAGUAUGUAACACUCUUAGGCUAGAGACCAUCAUGAAAGCAAUUCAACGGAUACAGAGCGUGCCGGCAGCAGAGCGUUUACCUAUAACUAUUCAUGUGUUGCGCAAUUUGUGUUUCCAAUUGGACAAGCGUUUGUUCAAUCAUUAUACUAACAUGUUAUUGCAGGCUGUAUUUAGUCUAGCCUUCUAUGCCUUUUUGAGAUGUGAUGAAUUCACUUGUGCCAAAUAUGUGUAUCAAAAACAUUUAUCCAUGAAUUCGAUUACCUUCAACGAGGAAUACACCUGCUUUGAUCUGUUUCUCAAGCAAUCAAAGACUGAUCAGCUAGGGAAAGGUGUGACAAUUACUGUACAUGCAGUGCCCGGACCAACUUGCCCCGUUCAGGCAAUGAAAAACUAUGUUAACCUGCGCAAUCAGUCUCAGGCCCGUGCCUCGGACCCUUUGUUCCUCACCGAUUGUGGUAUACCUCUCCACCGUGACUAUUUUAUUCAUAAACUACAUCAAACUCUGGCGGCAGCAGGAUACGACUACAAGAAAUUCAACGGACAUUCUUUUAGAAUCGGAGCGGCCACUUCUGCAGCUGCAGCUCAUGUACCAGACCAUAUGAUUAAAGCCUUAGGACGCUGGAAAUCAGACUGCUACGCUCGGUAUAUCAGAGUCGAUAAGGGCUCCAUAGCUGCAGCUCAGCGCAAUAUUGCUCAUACUUAGCAUGCUCAGCAGCCCGUUUAUCCUUGGCUAUUACAUUGUGUAUAUACUCUUUGUAGCAGUUUCUAUGCAAAUUCUUUGCUUCAGUGAUAGUGCACUAAUCUUAUGGUUGACUCUUACUUUGUCUGACCUUUUCAAUCUUCCUGU
Molecule: messenger RNA, 2340 nt
Organism: Haliotis rufescens (red abalone)
Lineage: Eukaryota; Metazoa; Mollusca; Gastropoda; Lepetellida; Haliotidae
Exons: 2
Coding region: 334-2196 (620 amino acids)
Biological process (GO): DNA integration; DNA recombination
Molecular function (GO): DNA binding
Source: RefSeq, a predicted model, not a curated record